UUUACUCCACGCACGUGUCGGUCAAGUGCAAGUCGUGCCUGGGCAAACUCUGUACAGUUAAGAGGGACUUGUACAACGCCGUGGUGAUGAAAUGCAGAUUCGUCAGUCUAGUAUUUGCAUCUCUCGACUCGACGGAGUCGAACCGAGCCCUACAGAUUCUGAGAGCUUCAGAUGGGUGCACAUUAAGAAAAUUACGUCCAAAGAAGUCGCAAGCUUAGCUAUGCUGGACUGCUUGACCAGUGAUGAAGAUGAGAUAAAGAGCGAACUGGGACUUUCAAUCGAUAUCUCUAAGUACGACGUUACCGCGUUGUGUCUGCGUGAAGUCAACAGUUUACUGGAGAAACAGGUCGCAUUUGCGAACGGCGUGGCAGCGGUUCUGGAAAAAUUGAGGAAGCUACAGCCGAGUGAUCAAUAUACACACACGGUGCAGUUAUUAGGGUAUUAUUUCUUAGGUUUCAAUUACGAGAGCUCUAUUCUGGAGUUCCACGAGCAAGCUAUACACGAUUUGAAGCAGAAAAAGUCGAACUCCGUAGCUGUUCUGUGCUUGGAAGCUAAUUUAAGUCUUUUUACCUUUGCAGAUAACUUGCGAGUCAUGAUUAACAAACUCAGUUGGAAAUAG
Messenger RNA from Vollenhovia emeryi, 619 nucleotides. RefSeq lists its product as uncharacterized. The coding region runs from base 92 to 619 and encodes 175 amino acids. The transcript is spliced from 3 exons. The record is from RefSeq and is a predicted model, not a curated record. Lineage: Eukaryota; Metazoa; Arthropoda; Insecta; Hymenoptera; Formicidae.